UCUGACACGGUCUCGGAAACUUCAACCUUAGAGUAUGAGCAGGAGGCUUUUGAAACGUUUAAAUACAAGGUGAUGGCUCUCUUGCUUGAAAUUUACCCGAGCCGCAAGGCCGAGGAUAUUGUCAUCGAAAGGAUGAAGGGCGGCGGGUUCAACCGCGUGAUCGGCAUCACCUUGUACCCUCUACAGCAAAAGAAGUCGUUCUUCUCCUCAAAGCGCCUCCAUACCUUUCUUCCAAAGCGUUUUGUCGCUCGUCAGACCCAUGAGCGGAAGAACGGGGAGCAGUUUGUCCUUCGAACUCCACGAUUCCAUCCAAUCGGGAUGGACUAUCACGUCGCAACUCUAGAAUACGCACGGCGAUGCGUUCCAUAUCCCGUGCCUUCUGUCAUUGCAUAUGAUAUGACCGAGGGUAAUGCUCUGGGGAAAGGAUACAUGAUUCAACGACGCCUUCCUGGCCAGUCUCUUGAGGACUUGUGGCCAUCACUAAACUUUCUGCAAAAGAAGAGCGCUGUGCGGGAACUCAUUAAUAUUCUGUUCAGUCUCCAAGGGGUAACAAAUAGGGCCGCUGGGAUCGCGAGUCGCUCGAAUCUUCCACUGGACCUUGACAAUGGCAUCGUCAAGCUCGACACCUUCGCGAUUCCGCAAUUGGGCGCUACCAACCCGAAGUUUCAGAAACCGAACACUGCGCCUUCAUCCCAGCAGACCACAAAGGAGUUUUUAGUCAGCAUGUGUAAUAGGUGGAAGGAAUACGAGCAUGCAAUCUAUAAGAACUUCUUCCAAGACGAGAUCUGGGAUGGUUUUAUCCGGAUGACGGAGCAACUGGACGAGCUCGGCUUCUUACCGGACGACGAACCCUUCUACCUAAGCCACCUUGACUUCCAGUUGCGGAAUCUUCUCGCUGAGAUUACCAAUGAGUCCCAUAUCACGAUCUCUGGUAUCCUUGAUUGGGAUUCUGCCGCUUUCGUUCCAAAGUUUGUCAGCUAUCGCGCGCCGUUCUUCCUCUGGAACGACGAGGAUUUCUCUGAGCACGAUGAGAGCGCGGCGCUUACCAUUCCUUCUGAUGUCGAAAAGCACGCUUUCAAGGAUGUGUUUGAAAGCAUGGUUGGUCCUGAGUUCCUGAAAUAUGCCUAUGGUCAAGAAUAUAUCCUCGCACGUCGGAUGUUUCAUGUACUUCAGAGCGGAGUCAGCUCAAAUUGGGAGAUUGAUUCGGCGAAGGAGAUUAUUGCACAGUUUGAGAAGCUCCAUCCA
Molecule: messenger RNA, 1245 nt
Organism: Trematosphaeria pertusa
Lineage: Eukaryota; Fungi; Ascomycota; Dothideomycetes; Pleosporales; Trematosphaeriaceae
Exons: 1
Source: RefSeq, a predicted model, not a curated record